Setaria italica (foxtail millet) is the source of this 1032-nucleotide messenger RNA. RefSeq lists its product as uncharacterized. The transcript has 3 exons. Lineage: Eukaryota; Viridiplantae; Streptophyta; Magnoliopsida; Poales; Poaceae. The record is from RefSeq and is a predicted model, not a curated record. Gene Ontology annotation, cellular component: chloroplast thylakoid membrane. Gene Ontology annotation, biological process: regulation of protein complex stability. The coding region runs from base 148 to 831 and encodes 227 amino acids.
CUCACCUCACGCCUUCUCACAAAAGCAGCCGGCAAAGAGCAAGGAGAGCCCCCGCUGAUUCGCAAGCGAAUUCUCUGGCUGGUGUUCGUCACUUGUUCUCUGCUGCUGCUGCUGUGUGUGUCUGCUUAGAAAGAAGGAGAGGGAGAGAUGGCUUGCCCUGCGCAGUCCAUGCUCUCCGCCAGCGGCUGCAUCUUCCUGAGGAGCAAGCCUCAGGCGAGCCUCGUGCGAGGCGGCAUAAUCGGCGGCGUUAGCAGCAGCAGGCCGUUCCUGCUCUCGUGUAACGCUUCGUCGUCUCCGUCUCCUUCGUCGCCGCCACCGGCGCCGGCGCAGGAGGACUCCGACUGCAACGAGGUGGAGUGCGCUCCCGAGAAGGAGGUCGGGAGCCUGAGCGCCGAGUGGCUGGCGGAGGAGAGGACCAGGGUCGUCGGCACCUUCCCGCCCAAGAAGAGAGGCUGGACCGGCCUGAUCGAGAAGGACACCGCCGGCCAGACCAACAUCUACUCCGUCGAGCCGAUGGUGUACGUGGCGGAGAGCGCCAUCAGCUCCGGCGCGGCGGGCACGUCGGCGGAGGGGGCCGAGAACACGGCCGCCAUCGCGGCGGGGCUCGUCCUCAUCACCGUCGCCGCGGCAUCCUCCAUCCUCAUCCAGGUCAGCAAGAACCAGCCGCAGGUGGCGGAGGUCGCCUACAACGGCCCCCCGCUAAGCUACUACGUCGCCAAGUUCCAGCCGGCGCCCGCGCCCGCGCCGGCCGAGACCCUCGAGGCCCCCGCCCCUGCCGAGGCGGUCGAGGCUUCCGUGGCGGCACCGGAGGCAGAGCAGCUGUCCUCGUGAGCUGAUGUUGUACUUGUACCUCAAAAUUCAGUUUUGGGGCAGCUUACAGAUGAGCUUGUAGUGCAUGAUGAUGGAAGAUAUAUACAUGGUACUUGAGAGCAUUUCAGAAUUGUAUAAGUUUCGUGUAUAUAUACAAUGCGCUUAUAGUGCUUAUAUGAAACAUCACACGGCAAUCGCACAAACCAAGCAUAUUGUUCAGCU